CACAACGGCCUUCUUCAUCUCGCCCUUCAAAACGCGCCCGAUCUACGUCAGCCGAACAACAACUAGUUGAUGAAGUCGAAACCGUCCCCCAAAGUCCUCAUCCUGCGUCUCAACCAGACCAAACGGACCGAGCUCGAUCUCCGAAGUGGGCUCCGCCUUUGAUCUUCAAUGACCGAAACAUCAAAGCCACUGACUCGGUCGUGGCUGAAAAAGACCAUCAACUGGCCUUUAAUCUGGCCAAAAGUGUGUGCCUCCCCAAGGACAUGGAGCACCACUUGAAGCAACUGAACACCGAAAUGAAAUCAAUUCGGUCUGCUUCCAAGUCCAUGAUCUUGGCCUUGCAAAAGAACAAUGUCACUUAUAGGAAAGUCCAAGAACUCCGCAAAACCACAAGGCAGGCGAUGGCGGAAGCCGAAGCAAAGUCGGCCGAACUACUUCAAGCCGAAAAGAGAAUGGCCGAGCUAGAAGCGGAGAACGGCCGUCUUGCCGAUCUAGUUAAUUCGGCAGAAGCGGAGAAGCAGAAAGCUGCCAUCGUUAUGAAGGACAAGUAUUUGCGGGAGUUUUUGAAGCUUGAGAAGAGAAAGGACGCCGAGAUAAGCGAACUGAAAAAGAACAUGGAGGCGGUCGACAAGGGGGGGUACAAGCGAGGUUUCAAGGAGGCAGAGGCAGCCUACGUCAAGCAAUGCGAUGCCGCCAAGGAGCUUUUCUUCAAGUGCGGCUGGAGGGCGGCU
This is a messenger RNA of Camellia sinensis, 731 nucleotides long. Lineage: Eukaryota; Viridiplantae; Streptophyta; Magnoliopsida; Ericales; Theaceae. The record is from RefSeq and is a predicted model, not a curated record.